Molecule: messenger RNA, 480 nt
Organism: Guyanagaster necrorhizus
Lineage: Eukaryota; Fungi; Basidiomycota; Agaricomycetes; Agaricales; Physalacriaceae
Exons: 5
Coding region: 1-480 (159 amino acids)
Source: RefSeq, a predicted model, not a curated record
AUGUCCCGCUGGCGCACCGUGCCUUUCGCAUGCACACGAAACUGGGGGGAGUGUUUCGUGCGGUAUCCUGGCUGGUACCCGGUACUGUACCAGCGAGAGAACGAAGAAAAAACAAGAGAAGGCUCUUUGCUGUGCGAAGCCGUUGACCUUGAAAUUGCAGGAUUCAUUAUUCAGAAUAGACGAUACAUGAUGCGAAUGGGAAACACAUUCAGAACAGACCGCACUUUUUGCUCGCCCCAGCCGUGGAGCGAGCAACGUUUUGGUCGUAGAAGUGGAGAUGCCAACCGAGGCCCGAGUUUUGACCGGAAUAGAGAAUGCGUGGUAGAGAGUCAGACAAACCGUUCCCUGAGAAUGGAGCAUAAUGACUCGCAAUCUGAGCUUUACAGAAAUGUGUCGCCCUUCGCACUGGAUCGUGGAAAUUCCAAGUACUUCGGAGAGGCAACGAGUGGUUACGAAGGGCUCGUACCAAGUGCAUCAUAG